Molecule: messenger RNA, 6790 nt
Organism: Lytechinus pictus (painted urchin)
Lineage: Eukaryota; Metazoa; Echinodermata; Echinoidea; Temnopleuroida; Toxopneustidae
Product: fibropellin-1-like
Exons: 34
Coding region: 217-4344 (1375 amino acids)
Biological process (GO): heterophilic cell-cell adhesion; establishment or maintenance of epithelial cell apical/basal polarity
Cellular component (GO): plasma membrane; protein-containing complex
Molecular function (GO): calcium ion binding; biotin binding
Source: RefSeq, a predicted model, not a curated record
GGAGUCUUUUAAUAUUGGGGUUUGGUGUGUCUGUGUACCUGAUCGUGAACUAUGGAUUGAUUUUGAGAGUGCGAGUAGAAUUAUCGUUCCUUGAUCUAGUUUUGUCUUUUCUUAAUACAUUGCGGAAUUCAGUUCGAAAAUGAGAUUAAGACCGACAUGGAGAUAUAGAAAGGAUUAAUCUAGUCUGAAAGAGGCCCUUGACUGAUUCCGAUUGCGAUGGCCCCUGACAAUGUUGUGAAUAUUGCCUGUAGAUUAUGUAUAUUCAUGUUCCUGUUUUCUGCCGUAACAGCACAAGAUCCUUGUGAUAGCAGUCCUUGUGUUUCUCCUUUUACCUGCGUGUCUGGAGGAGGUCGGUUCCUAUGUCUAUGUACCCCCAUUACCAGAGAAGACAUUACUACCUUCUAUCACGGAACUACAUGCAACGAGACAUUUCUAUCGUCUUGUGGUGAAACAUUUUCCUCGGCUACCGGCGAAAUCCUGAGCCCGUCGUAUCCCGCUGACUACCCACCGAAUCAGGAGUGCUAUUAUCUAAUCAGGAUCCUUGGUGCUUAUGGCAUCACGUUCUACGUAAAUGACAUUGCCACUGAAAAUACAGACACGGUCACCAUUGGAAAAGGGCCAAGUGUUCUUUUAGAAGGAACUCGUUUAAAUUCGUCUGGAGAAUUUGUCACCAUAAACUCUGAUCAAGCAUGGAUAUCAUUUAUAUCGGAUCGAGAUACAACGUUCAGGGGAUUCAACAUCACAUAUGAAUCAGAUACAGACGAUUGUCAAGACGACCCAUGUAACAAUAAUGGAACGUGCACCGAUUUAGUUUAUGACUAUGAAUGUUCAUGUGCAGAUGGUUGGACCGACAGAAACUGUACUACAGAUAUCGACGAAUGUGCAGGAGUAUCUUGUAACUUUGUUGGGAUCUGCCAGGACAUGGUCAAUGGUUUCACCUGUGUUUGUACAACUGGAUUCACUGGCACCUUCUGCGAAACAAAUAUAGAUGAAUGUACACCGAACCCCUGUCAACAUGGUUCUACGUGUCAUGACGGGAUUGGUGGAUAUUCUUGUUCAUGCGCACCAGGCUACACUGGGACGGAGUGCGAAGUAGAUAUCAAUGAAUGCGUGUCCAAUCCGUGUGCGCCCGGUGGUCGAUGCAGCGAUUUGGUUAACAAAUUUGAGUGCAUAUGCGAUCUUGGUUUGACGGGAACCAGAUGUGAAAUAGACAUCCAGGAAUGUGCGAGUGAACCUUGUAGAAAUGGAGGAACGUGCAGGGAAGGCGGUCUGAAUACCUACAUGUGUACCUGUGCUCCUGGUUUUACCGGCCCAACUUGUCGGGAAGAUAUCAAUGAAUGCGCAAGCAACCCUUGCCGAAACGGAGGAGCAUGUUCGAAUGGGGUCAAUAGAUUUACAUGUGAUUGCCCAUCGGGUUUCAACGGAACAACUUGUCAAUCAAACAUCGAUGAAUGUGGCAGCAACCCUUGUCAAAAUGGCGGCAUUUGCAGAGAUGAAAUCAAUGGAUAUCUGUGUGACUGCCUCAAUGGCUUCAACGGAUCUAAUUGUCAAUCAAAUAUAGAUGAGUGUGCUCAAGAUCCAUGUUUUAAUGGAGCUAUGUGUACGGAUGGCAUUGGAGGAUUUACUUGCACUUGUUUACCAGGGUUUACAGGAACAACAUGUUCAGUAGAUAUAAACGAGUGUGUGAGUAACCCCUGUCAAAACGGAGCUACCUGUCUGGAUGGAAUCAAUGGAUACACCUGUGAUUGUGCAGCAGGCUACACCGGAUCACAUUGCGCUUCAAACAUUAACGAAUGUGCUAGUACCCCCUGUCAAAAUGGUGCGACCUGUAUGGAUAGAGUCAAUGGUUACACCUGUGAUUGUGUAGCUGGUUACACUGGAUCACAUUGCGCAACAAACAUCAAUGAAUGCGGCAGUAACCCUUGUCAAAAUGGCGGCUUGUGCACAGAUGGAAUCAAUGGAUAUCAGUGUGACUGCCUCAAUGGCUUCAGCGGAUCUAAUUGUCAAUCAAAUAUCAACGAAUGCGCAAGUACCCCCUGUCAAAACGGAGCGACCUGUGUGGAUGGAGUCGAUGGUUUCACCUGUGUUUGUGUAGCUGGUUACACUGGAUCACAUUGUGCAUCAAAUAUCAACGAAUGCGCAAGUACCCCCUGUCAAAACGGAGCGACCUGUGUGGAUGGAGUCGAUGGUUUCACCUGUGUUUGUGUAGCUGGUUACACUGGAUCACAUUGUGCAUCAAACAUCAAUGAAUGUGGCAGUAACCCUUGUCAAAAUGGUGGCAUUUGCACAGAUGAAAUCAAUGGAUAUCGAUGUGACUGCCUCAAUGGCUUCAACGGAUCUAAUUGUCAAUCAAAUAUAGACGAAUGUGCUCAAGACCCGUGUUUCAAUGGAGCUACGUGUACGGAUGGGAUUGGAGGAUUUACUUGUAUUUGUUUACCAGGGUUUACAGGAACAACAUGUUCAAUAGACAUUAAUGAGUGUGGCAGUAACCCUUGUCAAAAUGGUGGCAUUUGCACAGAUGAAAUCAAUGGAUAUCGAUGUGACUGCCCCAUUGGCUUCAACGGAUCUAAUUGUCAAUCAAAUGUAGACGAAUGUGCUCAGGACCCUUGUUUUAAUGGAGCUACGUGUACGGAUGGGAUUGGAGGGUUCAGUUGCUCGUGCGCACCAGGAUUUACGGGAAUAACAUGUGUAGUAGAUAUAAACGAGUGUGGGAGUAACCCCUGUCAAAACGGAGCUACUUGUCAGGAUGAAAUCAAUGGAUACACCUGCGAUUGUGCAGCAGGUUAUACCGGAUCACAGUGCGCAUCAAAUAUCGACGAGUGUGCAAGUACCCCCUGUCAAAAUGGUGCGACCUGUCUGGACGGAGUCAAUGGUUACACCUGUGAUUGUGUAGCUGGUUACACUGGAUCACAUUGUCUAUCAAACAUCAAUGAAUGCGGCAGUAACCCUUGUCAAAAUGGCGGCAUUUGCACAGAUGAAAUCAAUGGAUAUCGAUGUGACUGCCCCAUUGGCUUCAAUGGAUCUAAUUGUCAAUCAAAUAUAGAUGAAUGUGCUCAGGACCCCUGUUCUAAUGGAGCUUCGUGUACGGAUGGAAUAGGAGGAUUUACUUGCACAUGCGCACCAGGGUUUACAGGAAUAACGUGUGCAGAAGAUAUAAACGAGUGUGGGAGUAACCCCUGUCAAAACGGAGCUACCUGUCAGGAUGAAAUCAAUGGAUACACAUGUGAUUGCUUACCGGGAUAUACCGGAUCACAAUGCGCAUCAAAUAUUGACGAAUGCACCAGUAAUCCUUGUGAGAAUGGAGCUUUUUGCACCGAUGAAAUCAAUGGAUAUCGAUGUGAUUGCCUGAAUGGCUUCGGUGGACCGAAUUGUGAAUCAAAUAUAGACGAAUGUCUUCACAGCCCGUGCUUGAAUGGAGCUACGUGUACGGAUGGGAUUGGAGGAUUUACUUGCACAUGCGCACCAGGGUUUACAGGAACAGCUUGUGAAGAAGAUACUGAUGAGUGUGCAUCCAACCCAUGUCAAAAUGGUGGAACCUGCUUUGAUGAAAUCAAUAGAUAUAGCUGUGAAUGCCCGUCUGGUUAUACUGGAAUGGAAUGCAAUUCAGAUAUUAAAGAAUGCGAAAGUAAUCCGUGUCUUAAUGGGGGUACAUGCGAGGAUGGAGUCAAUGGCUUCCAGUGUAGAUGCUUGCAGGGAUACUACGGCAACAAUUGUGCUUCAGUUUCUGAUGUAUGUACGUCAUUGUCAUGCUUGAAUGGAGGGACCUGUAUGAGCCUGGUACCGGGAUCCUCGGAAUACAUCUGCACUUGCCCUGUGGGAUAUGUUGGAAACCGAUGUGAAUUGGAAAUCAACGAAUGUAGUAGUUUACCCUGUCAAAAUGGAGGCACAUGUGUGGAUGGUGUUAAUUCAUACCGCUGUGAUUGCAGACAAGGGUACUCUGGUAUCAACUGCAGAAUAGUUGGGUAUUGUAACAUCUCAGGUAUCUGGUACAAUGAGUGUAACGAUUAUGUCAACAUAACCCAGACAACAUCCGGGUUACUCCUUGGUGAAUACGUUGCAGAUAUCGAAGGUUCUAUCAACAGUUGGCCCAAUGGAAUACUCAUAGGGUACUCAUCUAUCCAAUAUCAGCUGCCUUCCUUCGGUUUUACGGUAGACCAUGCAGGAGGUGAGAGGACCACGGCCUGGACUGGCCAGUGUCGACUGUGUGGGGAGGAGAUACUUCAUACGACCUGGACCUCGGUUAAGAAAGCAGAUAGUUGCAGAGGGAUUAAAAAAUCAUUCAAAACUGGGCUUGAUAGAUGGACGAGAUAUAAACAGAGUUUGGCACCGGCGAAGAAACCUUAACCCCUUCUCUCCGACAAAACAUGCUUGUUGUACUAAAAUAUCGUCAUUAUAUUUAAAUCUUUUAUGUGCUAAAAUGUAUAUUAUAAGAGCAAAUUAAGGAGAGUUUAGAAUGUUUUAGGGAUAUCUCUUCCAUACUCGUCUAUCUUCUUCUUUCCCCUUUCUUUCAACUCUUUUUUAUUUCCUCACCUUUUCACUACUUGAAAUAAAAUAAAGGGAUUUUUUUAAUAUGUAUAUUUUAUCAAGAGUAGGUAUUUAAAAAGAAAUUCAUGAGGUUAUUUUUUUUCUAGUGUAGUUAACUUCCGCCCAACAUCCCAAUGUGUUCAUUUUGUUUUCAAUGUAUGAGGUGCUUAUUUGUUUGAAAACAAGAGAUUGCCAAAUGUGCAACAGACAGCUUAAGAUGCAAUUUUUAACAAAUGACAUUUUGCAGUGAACCUGAAAGUUCCAAGAAGAAAUAUUAUUUCAUCGCUUUGAUGCAAGUCUUGUAGUCAGAGUUAAGUCCAAAUCGAAUUUGAGCCGCAUCCGAUUUUGCAAUUUAAAUUGUUUUCAUUUCUACAGGGAGGCAGGAUCGAAAUAGACUAGAGAUUCGAUAUUAGUAUUUAUAUGACACCUAGAUAGAUCCUUGUCAUUUGAUUUGUUGUUUGAUAUCGAUCAUUCUGCUCGUUUUACAAUGACGUCAUUAACCAUGCAAUUUUGGAUCCAUACGAUUUUGUCCAUUGCACGUGCGCACCGAGACUGCAGGCACCACAAAUAAAACCACCUGGCCCGUAUUCUGAAGUCAGGUUUAACCAAGACCAUGAUCUAACUCUGUGCUAGAAUUAUGGGAAGCCAAAAGUGUCAAAAUUUGUAUUAAGUUGUAUGUUUCUUAUGUUUACUGUGCUCUUUCCUGAUUCAACGAUGGUGAAGGCUAUCAUCUAUUUAUACUUCCUCGACAAUAAUGAUUUGAGAGCCAAAUGAGCUGAAAUAUGAUAUCUCUACUGUUAGUGAUUUAUGUAAUAAUUGGCUAUCCAUACUUAAACAACAACUUUAAACCUGAGUUUAAGUUAAACCCGACUUCAGAAUACGGGCCAAGUUGUGUUUGCAGCGCGCAUGUUGUAUGUACGUGAUAAUCAACAGACCGAGCUCGCACUGCAUGACCAUAUUUGCAUCGAAAUUUAAACAUUUCAUAUAAUAUAUGUUUAGGUGUCAAUAAAAAUUUCAUAUAAUCUGUAUUUAGGUGUCAAUGAAUGCUCUUUUCAUUCGUGAAAUGGACAGAAUACUUCAUGAAGUGAAAAUGAAAUGAACGAUCCAUUCAACUCUGCUGUGACUCGUUAAAUGGAACACUUUUUCACCUAAUGAGCUAUUCUGUCCAUUGCAUUCAUAAACAUUAAUUAUUUUUAUACCAUACCAAUGUUCGGAACUUUGAUCAAUAAGAUUUUAUAAGUUGGAAUGUUCAUUUCAAAUGCUAUUACAGUUUCUCUGAAAUUCGGAUAGCAACAGAUCGUGUAGUGUGUGCCAGGCUUAACGGUUCGUAGAUACUCCAUAUCGAACACUUUUUUAUCAUCAUUAUUUUACGAAUAGAUAAAAAUGUAUUUAGUUAGGAACAGAAACAUUAAUGGAUUGUAAUAUCUGAGGUGUAGGAUUUUUUUUUUUUAGUAAUAAACAAAUUGAAUUGGCAGUAUAAAUUUUUAAGUUUCAAGGUCGAUGGAAAGACAAUUGUUUCAAAAUCUUUUCCAAAAGCCUAUGAAACAUUGCAAUAUUCAAUAUAUGUUUGGUUCCUCAUUAAACAUUAACAUGCAGAACAUUUUUUCAUGUAAUUAUAAAGUUCAUUUUGCAUGUCAUGAAGGUUUUAAUGGUGAGUUUUCUAUUCCAAUACAUUUUUUGUUUCAAUAAGCCUUUUUACUUUUGGCCAUUGGUGACAGCUUUUUGUACCAAGAAACAUGUCUUACUUAGUUCAUACAUUUUGUUAAAAAUAUGAAAACUGGAACUGGAACCUGUUCUUAUUUGGUACUGAGUGAUGGUAACUCGGAAUUGUGUCUAUUUGACUCGAAGCAGUGUUGACUCCCAUCUGACGAUAUUCUUAGUCAAAGUCUACAUCACUGAAAUAAGCAUGUUCAGUUCUAGGUAUUUGGGUAGAUGGGAUUUAUCGAGGCUAGAAAUUGACAUUUAGAUAGGAAAUUAUACCAAAUGUGUUUAUCAUGCCAUAAUUAAUUUAAGUAUUCUUCGACAUAAGAGAAGAUGUAAAACAUUUUUUUAUUCUCGAUGAGUAAAUACUCAUACUUUUAUAAUCAUUUGUUUACAAUUUGUCUAUUCGAGAUAGCUGUUUUCACAUUAUUACUAUAUUCAUGAUAUUGUUUAUGAUGAAUGCUUUCGGAGAAUUUAAAUGAAGAUACAAACAGAAGUGAAAUUUAAUAUGAGGCACAAGAAUAAACAACAGAAUAAGAAAGAGAGGGAUGAUGAUGUACGUAAA